AUGUCCGGCCACCCGCACCCCCAGGCGGUCCAGCAGGACCAUUAUGACGAUGGCUACAACGGCCACGGACAGGGUCACGGCGACUCCUACUACCAGGACCAGCAUGGAGGAGCCUAUUACGACCAAUAUGAUUACCCCCAGGGCCAGCACCAGCAGGGUGAUGGCUACUACGACAGAGCUGGUGAUCAGCACUAUCCUCAGGAUGGCUACUAUGACAACCAGCAGCAGUACUACCAGGAUGACUACUACGACAACCAGUACUACGACCAGGGAGCUGGAGACCACAACCAGGGCCGUGGAAGACGCCGUCCCCAUGACUCCGAGGAGGACUCGGAGACCUUCAGUGACUUCACCAUGAGGUCUGAUGCCCGUGGUGGUGAUGGUGAUUACUACGGCCGUGGUGACGAACGGUACAACAGCUACAGCGAGAGCCAGAUGGGUGGCCGGGGAUACCGACCUCCAUCCUCUCAGAUCUCCUACGGAAACCGAUCUUCUGGAGCUGCCACUCCCAUCUACGGAACGGAUGCUCUUCCCAUGGGCCAACGAUCCCGCGAGCCCUAUCCAGCAUGGACUUCUGACGCUCAGAUCCCACUCUCCAAGGAGGAGAUCGAGGAGAUCUUCUUGGACCUCGUCAACAAGUUUGGUUUCCAGCGUGACAGCAUGCGUAACAUGUACGAUCACUUCAUGGUGCAGCUCGACUCUCGAGCCUCUCGUAUGACGCCCAACCAGGCUCUGCUUUCUCUCCACGCGGACUACAUUGGCGGUGAGAAUGCCAAUUACCGCCGUUGGUACUUUGCUGCCCAUCUCGACCUCGAUGACGCCGUUGGAUUUGCCAACAUGAAACUUGGAAAGACCAACAGACGUACUCGCAAAGCCAGAAAGGCCGCCAAGAAGAAGGCCGGUGAGGAGCAAAAGGACGAGGCAGAGACGCUCGAGUCCCUAGAAGGUGACAACAGUCUCGAGGCAGCCGAGUACAGAUGGAAGACCCGGAUGAACCGCAUGUCUCAGCAUGACCGAGCUCGCCAAAUCGCCUUGUACCUGCUCUGCUGGGGUGAAGCUAACCAGACCAGAUUCAUGCCGGAGUGUCUCUGCUUCAUCUUCAAGUGUGCUGACGACUACCUCCGCUCCCCCGAGUGCCAGAACCGUGUCGAGCCCGUUCCGGAAUUCACUUACCUCAACGAGAUCAUCACUCCGCUGUACCAGUACUGCCGUGACCAGGGUUACGAGAUUGUCGAUGGCAAGUAUGUCCGUCGCGAACGUGACCACGCUCAGAUUAUUGGCUACGACGACUGCAACCAGCUCUUCUGGUACCCAGAGGGUAUCGAGCGUAUCGUUCUCGAAGACAAGACCCGUCUCGUUGAUGUUCCUCCAGCCGAGCGGUGGAACAAGCUUAAAGAUGUCAACUGGAAGAAGUGUUUCUUCAAGACCUACAAGGAGACUCGCUCUUGGUUCCACAUGGUUGUCAACUUUAAUCGUAUCUGGAUCAUCCACGUUACUGCUUUCUGGUUCUACACUGCCUACAACUCCCAGACUCUCUACACCAAGAAUUAUACCCAGCAAGGCAACGAGUCCCCGCCAGCUGCCGCCGUCUGGUCUGCUGUUGGUCUCGGUGGUGCUAUUGCUGCUUUCAUCAAUGUCUGGGCUACCCUCGCUGAAUGGUGCUAUGUUCCUCGUCAAUGGGCUGGUGCGCAGCAUCUGUCGAAACGUCUUCUCUUCCUGCUUGCUGUGUUUAUUGUCAACCUGGGACCUAGCGUUUAUGUCUUCUUCAUCAGUCAGGAUGCAGGAAAGGACAAGAUCGCCCUUGCUCUUGGAAUUGCACAAUUCUUCAUCGCCUUGAUUACGUUCAUCUUCUUCUCGGUCAUGCCGCUUGGUGGUCUUUUCGGAAGUUACCUUAAGCGAAACUCCCGGCAGUAUGUUGCCAGUCAGACAUUCACUGCCAGUUACCCUCGCCUCAGAGGCAAUGACCGAUGGAUGUCUUACGGAUUGUGGGUUUGCGUUUUCGGAGCUAAGCUGGGAGAGUCUUACGUCUUCCUGACUCUCUCGCUCAAGGAUCCUAUUCGAAUUUUGUCCAACACCCGGAUCGGUAUCUGUCAUGGUGACGCGAUUUUGAAGGACAUUCUUUGCAAGUACCAGCCAAAGAUUCUUCUUGGACUCAUGUUCUUCACCGAUCUAGUCCUCUUUUUCUUGGAUACCUAUCUGUGGUACAUUAUCCUCAACGCCAUCUUCUCCGUUGCCAGAUCCUUUUACCUUGGCGUUUCCAUCUGGACUCCAUGGAGGAACAUCUUUUCUCGCUUGCCAAAGCGUAUCUACUCUAAGGUUCUUGCUACCACCGACAUGGAAAUCAAGUACAAACCCAAGGUCCUUAUCUCUCAGGUGUGGAACGCAGUUGUCAUUUCUAUGUACCGUGAGCAUCUCUUGGCUAUAGACCACGUUCAAAAGCUCCUCUACCAUCAGGUUCCAUCCGAGCAAGAAGGAAAGCGUACCCUCCGUGCCCCAACUUUCUUCGUCUCCCAGGAAGAUCACUCCUUCAAGACCGAGUUCUUCCCGCCUCUUAGCGAAGCCGAGCGUCGUAUCUCCUUCUUUGCCCAGUCUCUGUCUACUCCAAUCCCAGAACCGGUACCUGUUGACAACAUGCCAACUUUCACUGUCCUGAUUCCCCACUACAGUGAAAAGAUUCUCUUGUCCCUGCGUGAGAUUAUCCGUGAAGAUGAGCCAUACUCCCGCGUCACUCUGUUGGAAUACCUUAAACAGCUUCAUCCACACGAAUGGGACUGCUUCGUCAAAGAUACCAAGAUUCUGGCUGAUGAGACCUCCCAGUUUAACGGAGAUGAUGAGAAGAAUGCCAAGGACGCUCAGAAGAGCAAGAUCAAUGAUCUUCCGUUCUACUGCAUCGGUUUCAAAUCUGCUGCUCCCGAGUACACUCUCCGUACUCGUAUCUGGGCUUCCCUCCGUUCUCAGACUCUGUACCGUACCAUUUCUGGAUUCAUGAACUACAGCCGUGCUAUCAAGUUGCUCUACCGUGUUGAGAACCCCGAGGUUGUCCAAAUGUUUGGCGGUAACUCUGACAAAUUGGAACGUGAAUUGGAACGCAUGGCGCGCCGCAAGUUCAAGAUUUGUGUUUCCAUGCAGCGAUUCGCCAAGUUCAACAAGGAAGAACGUGAAAACACUGAAUUCUUGCUACGUGCCUACCCCGACCUUCAGAUCGCUUAUCUUGACGAGGAGCCUCCAGUGAAUGAGGGUGAGGAGCCCCGCCUGUUCUCUGCCCUCAUCGAUGGACACUCCGAAAUCUUGGAGAACGGCCUUCGACGACCAAAGUUCAGAGUCCAGCUUUCCGGUAACCCAAUUCUUGGUGAUGGAAAGUCUGAUAACCAGAACCAUGCCAUCAUCUUCUACCGUGGUGAAUACAUCCAGCUUAUCGACGCUAACCAGGAUAACUACUUGGAAGAAUGCUUGAAGAUUCGAAGUGUGCUUGCUGAAUUCGAGGAAAUGACCACUGAAAACAUCUCUCCAUACACUCCAGGUCUUCCACCAGUGAACUUUGACCCUGUUGCCAUUCUUGGAGCUCGUGAAUACAUUUUCUCUGAGAACAUUGGUAUUCUCGGUGACGUUGCUGCCGGAAAGGAACAGACAUUCGGUACUCUCUUCGCUCGUACUCUCGCUCAGAUUGGUGGCAAGCUUCACUACGGACAUCCUGAUUUCCUUAACGCUAUCUUCAUGAAUACCCGUGGAGGUGUCUCCAAAGCUCAAAAGGGUCUGCAUCUUAACGAGGAUAUUUACGCCGGUAUGAAUGCUCUGCUCCGUGGUGGCCGUAUCAAGCACUGUGAAUACUACCAGUGUGGUAAGGGUCGUGAUCUUGGCUUUGGCUCUAUUCUUAACUUCACCACCAAAAUCGGAACUGGUAUGGGUGAACAGAUGCUUUCUCGUGAAUACUACUACCUAGGAACCCAAUUGCCGCUCGACAGAUUCUUGUCCUUCUUCUAUGCCCAUCCUGGUUUCCACAUCAACAACAUCUUCAUCAUUUUGUCUGUGCAGCUCUUCAUGAUCUGUCUUAUUAACCUUGGAGCCUUGAGACAUGAGACUAUCCUUUGCCAGGUUAAGAAGGGUGUUCCAAUUACCGACGAACUGAUGCCAACUGGAUGUGCUGAUCUCAACCCCAUCAAGGACUGGGUCAACCGUUGUAUCUUGUCUAUUUGCAUCGUUUUCCUGCUAUCCUUCUUACCGCUGGUUGUUCAAGAAUUGACUGAGCGUGGUUUCUGGAGAGCUGCUACCCGUUUGGCUAAGCAUUUCGGAUCCUUCUCUCCUCUAUUCGAAGUGUUCGUAUGUCAGAUCUACGCCAACUCUCUUCACAACAACUUGUCGUUCGGUGGUGCCCGAUAUAUUGGUACUGGUCGUGGUUUUGCUACCGCUCGUAUUCCGUUCGGUAUUCUUUACUCGCGUUUCGCCGGUCCAUCCAUCUACCUUGGUGCACGAUCGCUGAUGAUGCUUCUAUUCGCAACUGCCACCGUCUGGCUGCCUGGCUUGUUGUACUUCUGGGUAUCGCUCCUUGCUCUCUGCAUUUCGCCCUUCUUGUUCAACCCUCACCAGUUCUCUUGGAAUGAUUUCUUCAUUGAUUACCGUGACUAUUUGAGAUGGCUGUCCCGUGGUAACUCGCGUUCUCAUGCCUCCUCUUGGAUCGCCUAUUGCCGUCUCUCGCGUACACGAAUCACCGGUUACAAGCGCAAGGUCCUUGGUUCCCCAUCUGAGAAGCUCUCUGGUGACAUCCCACGAGCCAAGUUCUCCAACAUCUUCUUCAGUGAAAUUGUCGGCCCAUUGGUGCUUGUCGCUGUAACUCUCAUUCCAUACCUCUUCAUCAACGCUCAGACUGGUGUUCGAAAGGAAAACAAUCCCGAUCAUAAGAUUCAACCAACCAACUCCCUUAUCCGUGUUGGUCUUGUUGCUCUUGGCCCUAUCGCACUCAACGCAGGUGUCUGUCUUGGUAUGUUCGGCAUGGCCUGUUGUAUGGGCCCCAUUCUCAGCAUGUGCUGCAAGAAAUUUGGUGCCGUCCUCGCUGCCAUUGCCCACGGAUUCGCUGUUGUCGGCCUCCUCAUCUUCUUUGAAAUCAUGUUUUUCCUUGAGGGCUUCUCUUUCAGCCGUACACUUGCUGGAAUGAUUGCUGUCACUGCCAUCCAGCGAUUUGUCUUCAAACUCAUCAUUGGCCUUGCCCUGACAAGAGAAUUCCGACAAGAUGAUGCUAACAUUGCCUGGUGGACUGGUAAAUGGUACGGUAUGGGUUGGCAUUCGCUGUCUCAACCUGGCCGUGAAUUCCUCUGCAAGAUCACUGAACUCGGCAUGUUUGCUGCUGACUUCAUCCUCGGCCAUGUCAUUUUGAUUCUCAUGCUUCCGGCCUUGUGUAUUCCAUACGUUGACAAGGGUCACUCCGUCAUCCUCUUCUGGCUCAGACCAAGUCGUCAAAUCCGACCUCCAAUCUACUCUCUCAAGCAGUCGAAGCUUCGCAAGCGCCGUGUCAUCCGCUUUGCGAUUCUAUACUUCACCAUGUUCUUCCUCUUUGCCAUUGUUAUCGCCGGCCCUCUAAUCAUGAAGACCCUCAAGAUCAGCCUUCCAGAUAUCCCCCUACAGCUGUUGCAACCCAGUGGACUUAACAACAAUGACACCAGCUCCAGCCAUACUGGAAAGGCUGCAACCGGUGGCGCUGGCGCAGCGAACACUGAAGCUGCCAAGCUCUUCCGCUUCUAA
Trichophyton benhamiae CBS 112371 is the source of this 5733-nucleotide messenger RNA. RefSeq names its product 1,3-beta-glucan synthase component. The record is from RefSeq and is a predicted model, not a curated record. Gene Ontology annotation, cellular component: 1,3-beta-D-glucan synthase complex; plasma membrane. The transcript is spliced from 3 exons. Bases 1 to 5733 code for a protein of 1910 amino acids. Gene Ontology annotation, biological process: fungal-type cell wall polysaccharide biosynthetic process; (1->3)-beta-D-glucan biosynthetic process. Gene Ontology annotation, molecular function: 1,3-beta-D-glucan synthase activity. Lineage: Eukaryota; Fungi; Ascomycota; Eurotiomycetes; Onygenales; Arthrodermataceae.